Messenger RNA from Quercus lobata, 970 nucleotides. Its product is annotated as RING-H2 finger protein ATL33-like. The coding region runs from base 173 to 652 and encodes 159 amino acids. The transcript has a single exon. The record is from RefSeq and is a predicted model, not a curated record. Gene Ontology annotation, biological process: protein ubiquitination. Lineage: Eukaryota; Viridiplantae; Streptophyta; Magnoliopsida; Fagales; Fagaceae.
UCAAUUAUUGCUGCUUAAAAUUCCAAAGCAAACCCCACACCCACCGUUCACGAGGCACUAAUCUAGUAAUCUUCUGCAUAAAGCUGCUUUAAAUACAAAACAAAAAAACAGGAAAAAGCAAAAACACAAAAAAAACAGAAACAGAGUCUGACUACUCUCUCUCCUCUCCACCAUGGAGAACGCACCCUCAGUUCUUCUAAGCUUCGAACCAGCCCCCUUCCCCGCAUCGCCAAGCAGCGUGGACUUAUCUCCUCUUGAAUUCGUUCUCGCUCUUAUUGCCGUGGUCACCAUCCCAGCCUUAGUCUACGUCUUCUUCUUCGCCGUGAAGUGCCCUCCGAACCCUUUUCGAGGACGAAGAUACCGGAGCUCCUCAAGCGAGACCGAUGGAAUUAGUAACUUAGAUGGGGUUGCAGAUGUUGUUAAGGUUGAGAAAGAAAGCAGCCACGCUAGUAAAGAUGUUGUUGGUAGUGAGUGUCCUGUGUGUUUGAUGGUGUUCGUAGAGGGUGAAGAAGUGAAGCAACUGAGUGUGUGCAAGCACUCUUUCCAUGUUCCUUGUAUUGACUUGUGGCUCAAUUCUCAUUCUAACUGUCCCGUUUGUCGUGCUUCUGUCUCUGUUAAGCAAGGUUCGUCGGAUGCAUCUGAUUUGGUUUGAGUUUCACACUACUAUUUACUAUAUAUCUCUAGCUAGAUUCUUUAUCUUCUUCUUAUUUUUGUUUCUUUUUGCUUUUUCUUGAUCAAUUUCUUAGGGGUCGGGAAGAGAUCAAUGUUUUGUUUUAUGAAUUCUGUUUGCUUUUCAAUACCUUCAUCACCGACAAGUUGUAGUUAUAGUAUUGUUGUUUGAAGGAGAAAAAGAUGAGGGAAUCCAAGGCAGACAAAUAGGGUUAGUGAUGUCAAACAUUGUGUUUCGACAUCCUUGUCAUUUUUGUUUUCAACAAUUUUUAAAAUCUAAAAAUUGUUGUUCAUGUCUUAA